AAUGUACCUUUUUGAUUGGGAGAUUGGAGUGAUUGUAAUGGUAUCAAAAGUGCUGAGAAAUAUACCCAAAAAUCCCCCAAUUCAAAGCUCUAAUGGCGUGUACAGCUCUCAGGAAAAUGCGCAUGCCAAGCACGUAUUCCAUAUUUAAACUACCCCUCACUCGUCGGAUGACCCGACUUCAAUCACAGUUUCGGAGAAGUGAAAAUUAACACACAGAAAAGAACCAAUCCUCCAUUUUUUGUUAGGGUUUCAUAAUGCUGCCACUGCGGCCUUUUCAGUCCAGGAAUUUGUGGCGGCAAUUAGGUAGAAUGAUGCCCCUUUCUACUCUUUAUCGUCCCUUUUCAACUAAACCACACACAAAUCACAAGAAUCAGAAAGAAGCAGAAGGAGACAAAAGGAGACAGAGAGAUUGCAGAAGAGAGUACAGAGAUGAGCAGGCUUGUGUUCUUGAUGCUGCAAUUUCCCACGUGGUGAGAUUGGGAUGGAGUGAGGAAGCGAUGAUUUGUGGUGCAAAAGACGUGGGCCUUUCUCCUUCAAUUGUUGGAUCAUUUGCGAGGAAAGAAGCUGCACUUGUUGAGUACUUUAUGGACCUUUGUCUGCAAAAGCUGGCAGAUAAAAUCGAAUCAGGCCUGGAUUUGCCAGAUCUGAUACUGAGUCAGCGCAUCUCAAAGAUUGUUCGAACUCGCCUGGAAAUGCAGAUACCCUACAUUUCAAAGUGGCAUCAAGCACUUAGUAUCCAGGCACAACCAGUGAAUAUCUCAACAAGUUUGAAGCAGCGGGCAAUUCUGGUUGAUGAGAUAUGGGAUGCUGCAGGAGAUCAAUCCAUGGACAUUAACUGGUAUGUGAAAAGGACUGUUCUUGGGGGUAUAUACUCAGCAACCGAGGUGUACAUGCUGACAGAUCAUUCACCAGAUUUUCAGGACACUUGGAUGUUCUCGGAGCGUCGGAUCAAAGAUGCUUUUGAUCUCCAGAAGACAUUUCAGGAGGCUAUGUAUUUGGCGGAAGCAGUGGGUGCCGGUUUAGGGAGUUCUUUGCAAGGGCCCAUGAAGAGGCUAUUUCGUACAUGAAUUGAAAGCGGUUAAUAUCAUCUUAUCUGCAAGCCAUUGUACAAAAAUGUCUUGUUUUUGCUGCCAGUAAGAAUUUAUGCCCCCAUUGUUUUUGGGCAAUCAUUAAAAAGCUUAAUCAUGCGCCACCAAGAUGCUGUAUGAGACUCUUCUUUAUGGGAAUAGAAUAAACCACAACAGCUCUUUUCUUUUUGUUUU
Messenger RNA from Amborella trichopoda, 1262 nucleotides. Its product is annotated as ubiquinone biosynthesis COQ9-like protein. NCBI's taxonomy places the organism in Eukaryota, Viridiplantae, Streptophyta, Magnoliopsida, Amborellales, Amborellaceae. The record is from RefSeq and is a predicted model, not a curated record. Gene Ontology annotation, molecular function: lipid binding. Gene Ontology annotation, cellular component: mitochondrial inner membrane. Gene Ontology annotation, biological process: ubiquinone biosynthetic process.